ACCCAGGCAGGAAGCGGGUGUUAAUCACGUUAAUCCAUGACAGCUGUCCCGGAUUAAACUGUGACGGACGUUUCCGGACCUGAUAAUCGAGCUGGGAGUAGAAGUGGGAUUUAUGGAUUGAGUCAUGAGAAAGUUUGGGGUUGAUAUUGGAGGGGCGGUCAGCAAUUGGAGGUCUAUGGAGUCUGAUGGGAAGUCUGUGGGAUGAGUGUUGGGUACAUGUAGAGGUCAGUAAUAAGGAGAGCUGUCUGAUCUGUGGGUCAGGGAUGGCAGGUCUGUGCGCUGUUGGAGUAUCCAUAUGACCAGUGAUUUGUGAACCUAUAUGGCUAGUCUUGUGUUGGGGGUUUGUUGGAAGUGCGCUUUGGGAUUUGUGAUUUCUGCCCCUGCUGGUUCAGUGAUUUGUAGGAGUCAUUAAUUAAGCCAGUGGCUGAUAAAGGUCCGUCCUGGUUUUGUGAGAAAACUUUACGAUUUAUGUAAAGUCCGAGGUGGCCCCCACCUUGAAGCCCCUCCUCAGAUGUUUUCUCAAAUCACCAUCUCCCUCCAUCGCUCAAAAGCUCACAGAAGAAAACAUCCUUUGAAUGUAAGACCAAACAAAUCUAAAGAAAUAACAUUAUUAUUGUCGAUUCUCUCUAGCCAAAGACCUCCAGGAGCACCCUGUAGUUGAACACAUUGGGUUUAUUGCUCUAGCAUCUAGUUACACCAUGGGGAAAGUGGGGGCUUCUCAGAAAGAGCGUGUUAGAAAGAACUUACAGGUUUUGUGUUAGGUGAUUUCGAGGAGGGCCUAAGGGAGUGGACCUUGCUCUGAAUUGGAUGUUGUAAGGAAGUGGGGUAAUUCAUUGUUUGGGAAUUUCAGUACAUCUGGAGAGAGGAAAGACUAACCUGAAGUUAAAGCUGUAAUAGGUGAGGAAGUAGCAGUCACUCAUGUUAACCAGGAGAGAGGGUGUUUUGUGGAUUGGACAAUGUGGAUGUUUUGUCUGUGUUCACACAUGACUUCAGAGAGGGCUUGUUUUUGUUUUAUUCCAUCUUGGUCACUGAGUGGCCUUGUCUGAUGUUGAUACUCUGUGUAAUUAUAUUAAAUAGGAGAGUUUGAGUGCCAGACCAGCUCUGAAAUGUGAGAGCUGCUUUUUCUUUUUCUUACAUGAGGUGUGAUUUCAGCCCUGUUUCUUCCUAUUUAUUGAAUUUGUUCUACAUUCUGUUCAGCAAACAUUUAUUAAACACCUGUUAUUUACUUGUUUCAGAGCUCAGUGUCCAGAGAGGAGUCUGACUAUUUAAUUGUUUCCUUCUAGGUUCAUUUUGACAAAGCCUGGGAUAACCCCAUAUGAAACAGUCUACCUAUCAUGGGAGCACUCACUUCCUGUGAAUGCGUACAGCCUUCUCUGGAUGAUCCAUCCUGGGACUGAGAAGAAUUCACCAGAUGGUAAAUGGCCCCUGGAGACUUAGUCUGUCUCUCAGUCCUGAUUCUUCAGACCUCUGCUCUUUUGGAAGAGAAGCAGAAAAUGACCAAGUCUCACGCACUACAUAGAACUGGGCACAUAGUUUUGCAUGCUGUGGUAAAAAUGGGAAUGAUCACUUCAGAUUGAACAGGAGCAUGCUAUUAUAGGGUCCAUUGUCAUUUGAGGAUGUGGCUGUAGCUUUCACUAAGGAGGAGUGGCAGCAACUGGACCCUGCUCAGAGGACCCUGUAUAGAGAUGUGAUGCUGGAGAACUUCAGCCACGUGAUCUCAUUGGGGCAUCCAGUUUCCAAACCAGAUGUCAUCUCCAAGUUGGAACAAGGAGAAGAGCCAUGGAUAAUAAAGAGAGAUGUAUCAGAUUGGAACUAUCCAGAGAAGGAGACUAGACUUGACAACCCUCAAUUGGAUAUACCUGGAGAUGUUUCCUUCCAUAAGGAGGUAUUGGAAAGUGUAACAAGGGAUCCUUCACUAUACUCCAUUUUUAAGGUCUGGCAGGGUGAUGACCAGAUGGAGAGACAUCAGGAAAAUAAAGACAGACUUCUCAGGCAAUUCAUGGUCAUCAAAAACAAAACAGUUGUUGAAGAAUCAGGUGAUACAUAUAAGUCAUCAGGAAAAAUAUUUCAUGACUGCAUGGACCUAGAUGCUUCAGGACAAAGAUUGUAUAAAUGUGACUCAUUUGAAAAGAGCUUGAUACCUAAUAUAAACUUAUUCAGUUGUAAUAGGGGUUAUGCAAGAAAAAACACUGUUGAGAAUUUUAGAUGUAGGAGUACACCUAUUUCUUCCUAUUCUAAGCAUGAAAAAAUUCAUAAUGGAGUGAAACACUGUGAAGAUAGUCAAUGUGGAAAGAUUAUCAGCAAUAAACAGUCUCUUUUUCAAUAUGUGAAUGUUGAAACUGGAGAGAAGACCUGUAUAUGCAUUGAAUGUGGAAAAUCUUUUCUAAAAGAGUCACAACUCAUUAUACAUCAAAGAAUUCAUACUGGAGAGAAACCGUAUGAUUGUGGUGCAUGUGGGAAAGCCUUCAGUGAAAAGUCACAUCUCAUUGUACAUCAGAGAACUCAUACUGGGGAAAAACCUUAUGAGUGUUCUGAAUGUGGAAAAGCUUUCUCUCAGAAAUCAUCCCUUGUUAUACAUCAGAGAGUUCAUUCUGGGGAAAAACCAUAUGAAUGUAGUGACUGUGGGAAAGCCUUCUCCCAGAAAUCACCUCUCAUUAUACAUCAGAGAAUACAUACUGGUGAAAAACCUUAUGAAUGUAAUCAGUGUGGGAAGGCGUUCUCCCAGAAGUCACAGCUGAUUAUACAUCAUAGAGCUCAUACUGGAGAGAAACCAUAUGAAUGUACUGAAUGUGGGAAAGCCUUCUGUGAGAAGUCCCACCUCAUUAUACAUAAAAGAAUUCACACUGGGGAGAAACCCUAUAGAUGCACUCAGUGUGAGGAAGCCUUCAGCAGAAAGUCAGAACUCAUUAUACAUCAGAUAAUUCAUACUGGGGAGAAACCUUAUGAAUGUACUGAAUGUGGGAAGACCUUCUCCCGGAAGUCACAGCUCAUCAUACAUCAGAGAACACAUACUGGAGAAAAACCAUAUAAAUGCAGUGAAUGUGGAAAAGCUUUCUGUCAGCAGUCACAUCUCAUUGGACAUCAGAGAAUUCACACAGGAGAAAAACCUUAUGUGUGCAGUGAAUGUGGGAAAGCCUUUUCUCAGAAGUCUCACCUCCCAGGGCAUCAGCGAAUUCAUACAGGAGAAAAACCUUACAUAUGUGCUGAAUGUGGAAAGGCAUUUUCCCAGAAGUCAGACCUUGUUGUACAUCGGAGAAUUCAUACAGGGGAGAAACCCUAUCAGUGUGCUAUGUGUGGGAAAGCCUUCAUCCAGAAGUCACAACUCACUGUACAUCAAAGAAUUCAUACAGUGGCAAAAUCGUAAGAAUGGACUAAGCACAGGAAAGUCUUCAGUAUCUGCUUAAGCCUUAAUAAAUACCACAAACUUACAGAUUUCAUGAGUUUGGGGGCAUCUUUACUGGUAAAAUUUAAGAAAUGAAAUAAAGUUUCUAAUAUGUUUAUUUUUUUAUCAAAGAUAAUACAAACAUCUCAGUUAUAUAAAUAAUGGGUAUUUUCACUAUGGCACGUAAAUAAGACUUUUGAGAUUGUGAACUGAAUUAAUUACAAGUUAUAUAAUCUAUUUUGAAGUUACAUAUUUGUGAUUAUGUUACAUAAUAAGAAUUGGACCAGUAGUAAUAUUAUUAAUGUUAGCUUAGCAUAAUUAUGGCUGUGAAAUAAAUCCCCAUAGAGCACAUGAAGAAAACUUGAGUCAAAAGAUGCCACAACCUAGAAACUGUGCUUGAGGGAAGGAUUUGAUUGUUCCUGUAAAGGUACAUGUAAAAAAAUAUGUAUAUUCUUGUAGAUAGAUGGAAAGAUGGAUUGAUAAGGUCCAAUAA
Molecule: messenger RNA, 3875 nt
Organism: Prionailurus viverrinus (fishing cat)
Lineage: Eukaryota; Metazoa; Chordata; Mammalia; Carnivora; Felidae
Product: zinc finger protein 300-like
Exons: 5
Coding region: 1691-3364 (557 amino acids)
Biological process (GO): regulation of transcription by RNA polymerase II
Cellular component (GO): nucleus
Molecular function (GO): DNA-binding transcription activator activity, RNA polymerase II-specific; RNA polymerase II cis-regulatory region sequence-specific DNA binding
Source: RefSeq, a predicted model, not a curated record